This is a messenger RNA of Procambarus clarkii (red swamp crayfish), 6390 nucleotides long. It is a transcript of the gene Sarm, whose product is annotated as sterile alpha and armadillo motif. The record is from RefSeq and is a predicted model, not a curated record. Gene Ontology annotation, biological process: response to axon injury; negative regulation of MyD88-independent toll-like receptor signaling pathway; signal transduction. NCBI's taxonomy places the organism in Eukaryota, Metazoa, Arthropoda, Malacostraca, Decapoda, Cambaridae. Gene Ontology annotation, molecular function: NAD+ nucleosidase activity; signaling adaptor activity; protein binding. Gene Ontology annotation, cellular component: dendrite.
UCUUAAGCAACAGAAGAGCUGCUAAGUGUUUUCUUAAGCAACAGAAAAACUGCUAAGUGUUUUCAUCAUUAAACUGUAGAAUAUCGAAGCUUUCAUUAGCGUCAAAGUGAAAUAUAAGCUUAAAUUGCAAGUGAGAUCACCCUUUUAUCUUGAGAUUCGAGUUAAGUUGUCUAGACGAGAGUUCGCUUCCACCCACGUCUCCGAAGCUUUUCGAAUGCGAUAAGAUACAGUCUUGUGAUUCCAUUAUGGAGAUCAAGUGUUGCGGGCUGUGAUGCGCAGUGAUAGUGACUGCGAUGUGACUGAUGGGUAAGACUGACGCGGCGCAGGACAACCUGGCAACCUCCGUCUUUAUCAAGUCUUUGCGACACCACGAGCCUCGCCCCGUCUGUCCUGCCGCCCCUCGGCACGCCAUCAUGUGCGAGUGUCACAGGCGCUAUCGUUCCUCUUCCUCUACUAGCACCCCUAAUCUCACCUCCUCUUCCUCUUCCAAACCCAUCCCUAAUCUCGCCUCCAAGCCCACCACUAAUCUCGGGUCCUCAAAGCCCACCACUAAUCUCGCGUCCUCAAAGCCCAUACCCAAUCAAAUGUCCUCUAAGCCUACCUCCAAUUUCGUCUCCUCCAAGCCUAAUGUCACUUCCAAACCCAUCCCUAAUUACACGACUAAGCCCACCUCCAAUCUUCCCUCUAAACCCACAUCCAAUCCCGCUUCCUCCAAGCCCAACGCCAAUAUCUCCGCAUCAAAAAACACCUCGAAUCCCGCUUUCUCCAAACCUACUCCCAAUCCCACUUCCUCCAAGCCUACUGCUAAUCUCGCCUACUCCAAACCCAUCUUAAAUGGCAACAACAACAACAAUAACAACUCCAACAGACAGGCUCUCAAGGAGAAGUUCUUGGCCAAUGAGAAGCACGGCAAGAACUUCAGCUUGUCCUCCAGCAGGUACAAGAACUACAAGGGCUCACCUAAGUGGAAAGUGGACGGACGGAGGAAAUCAACGUCGACGGAGUCGGUAGCCUCGUCCAGAUCCGAGAAGUCAGAUAAAGAGAAGGAGAGUGAGCAGGAGGUGGACCAGGUACGUAACGCCGAGGACCCCGGGUCACCAGAGGAACCUCGACCCUCCAGCAGCACCAGCGGGUCUCCCGGCGCCUCCCUGGGCCCCACCUCCCCUCCACCACACCCUCAGGUACGUAACGCCGAGGACCCCGGGUCACCAGAGGAACCUCGACCCUCCAGCAGCACCAGCGGGUCUCCCGGCGCCUCCCUGGGCCCCACCUCCCCUCCACCACACCCUCAGAUGUCGGGCGAGUCGGGAGAGGGAGGCCCGGGCGGCGGUGGUGGCGGCGGCGAGGUAAUGGACUUCCAAAACCGCAUCAAAAGAUUUCAGAAAGAUCAACAAUUCAACCAACAGCAGCAGCUCAUGAGCAGCCGGAGCAGCAGCAGCAGCAGCAGUAGUCAGCUAAAGAGAUCGCAGCACACCUCACACUCGCAUUCUUCUUCAAACUUAAGUGAAGUAAAGUCCUCCAGUAACUUAAGUGAACUCAAGUCCUCCUCUAGCAUCAGCAAGUCUAACCUUAACGAACUCAAGUCAUCUAUGUCUGAAGUCAAGUCUAAUAUCAGCGAGAUGGCAUCACAAAGCAAUAGUGUUAACUACAAUAGGUCAAUGUCUUUGGCCAGCAACGCAGCUAUGCAGCAGGGUACAUCCUCGGCCGCACUCCAGUCAGGCUUUAACAAGCGUAAAGCCUCAGGCUUUAAUAUGGGUUCUAUGGAUGCCCUCAAUGAUGCCCUCCAGAUGGGAUCAACAGAGCAGCUGGCACUGGAGGAUGAUUUUGACCUACCGAACCUGAAUGUUCAGCAGGAUCAGCUCAGUUCCUCGCCUCUCACCUCAGGGUCGACCAAUGGCAGUAAUCCCAAAGAACUAAAGUUCGAGCAGAAGAAGGUGACAUCUUCCUCGAAAACAAAGGUUGUGACAGACAAAAACAGUUAUGAAUCUGCCUCAGGACAGUCAUCAGAGUCUAGAAAGCUGCAGGCAGGGGAUGUAUCAUAUGCAGAACAAUCAACAAAGGCGGCUACCAAAGCAAAAAUAGAAGUUGAUGGCAUUACAGCAGAGAAGGCUGCAGCUAUCUCACAAGAGGCGCGGCAGCUGCGUGCAGGCGAGGUGGCCCACCGUGAGGGCUCACAGGUGAAGGGCGCCACCAUGAGGGUGGCGGGUGAAGGGUUCUCUGCUCACAAGUCGGCCAUCAGUGAGCAGCAGCAACGCCAUACAAAAACUCCGGCAGGCACCAUCAACCAGGAGUCAUCCCGACAGGCAGCAAAGUCAGGCCUCAUCAUAAAGACAAAAGGAGUGUGUACCAAGCAGUCUUCCUCCAUGACUGCAUCACAGAGCAAUGUGCACAUCACUGGCUUCGAGGAUUUAGACAACCUUAGUGCUUCAUCUCAACCAGUAGACAUUCAGAAUGCUAUUAUGCGUUAUUCUGGUGUGAUGUCAUCUUUCGUUGAUCAGCUAAAAUCUUUAACAGUCAACGAAUGUCUUAAAGAUGCUCCCUCUCUCCUUGAAAAUAUUGAUGACAUGAUGAGAAAAGCCUGGUCGGUGCCCAUUUAUGGCCAUGAACUGGGAUUUUCCUUGUGUAAUGUUUUGAGAAAUAAUGGUGGUAUGGACAUUCUGCUUGACAACUGUAGGUCUGAUGACUCUAAUGUUAAGUUUUCGAGUGCCAAAGUGUUAGAACAAUGCCUUACAACAGAAAAUAGAGGAUAUGUAGUUGAGAAGGGCCUAGAAAAUGUAGUAAAUGUUGCUUGUGAUUGCACAAAGAAUGGCACUUCAGUGGACAAAUCUCGUGUGGGAACAGGCAUACUAGAGCAUCUAUUUAAGCAUAGUGAAGGAACAUGCUCAGAUAUUAUACAGUUAGGUGGUCUAGAUGCUGUGCUAUCAGAAUGUAGAAAAUCUGAUGUUGAAACUUUGAGACAUUGUGCUGGAGCUUUAGCAAACUUGUCUCUCUAUGGUGGAUCAGAUAACCAGCAGGCAAUGAUACAGCGUAAAGUUCCCAUGUGGCUCUUCCCUCUUGCUUUUCACUCCGAUGACAACAUAAAAUAUUAUGCCUGUCUGGCAAUUGCCACUCUAGUUGCUAACAAGGAAUUAGAAGCAGCUGUUUUACAAUCUGGAACUCUUAAUCUUGUAGAACCAUUUGUCCUAAACCAAAUUCCAGAUCAGUUUGCCAAUUCUACAGUAGCACACCGACAUGGGCAAAGUCAGAGUUGGUUACAAAGACUUCUGCCAGUACUGAGGAGUAAAAGAGAAGAAGCCCGAAAUUUGGCAGCAUUUCACUUCUGCAUGGAAGCAGGUAUUAAAAAACAACAAGGAAACAUUGAGCUCUUCAGGGAAAUUGGUGCUGUUGAGCCCCUUAAAGAAGUUGCUAGUUCUCCUAAUGCCAUUGCCAGCAAAUAUGCAGUACAGGCACUUCGUCUUAUUGGAGAAGAGGUCCCACAUAAAUUAAGCCAACAAGUGCCAUUGUGGACACCUGAAGAUGUAAAAGAAUGGGUCAAGCAAAUUGGAUUUUCACAGCAUGGUGAGGACUUCGUUAGUUCCAGAGUAGAUGGAGAUCUCCUUUUACAGCUCACAGAAGAAAACCUUCGUGAGGAUAUAGGUAUAAAAAAUGGUAUUCUGAGACAACGAUUUUUGAGAGAACUAAGAAAACUGAAACUCCUUGCUGAUUAUUCAUCUUGUGAUUCCACCAGACUUAAUGAGUUUAUGGUAGAAAUUGAUAAAGAAUUUGCUGAGUACACCUACCGCAUGUUGAGAGCAGGAGUCACUCGAGAUUGUCUUAGGUAUCUCUCUGAAGAGCAGCUAAUAACGGAGUGUGGCAUCUACAACUCAAUUCAUCGACAAAGAAUUAGAGAUACAAUAUUAAAUGACAGUGGCCAGCUCCAGGAUGCCAAUUCUCUUGAUAAAACCCUGGAUGUUUUUAUCAGCUAUAGACGUUCCAAUGGCUCGCAGUUAGCAAGUUUACUAAAGGUCCACAUGCAGCUAAAAGAGUUCUCCGUAUUCAUUGAUGUGGAACGAUUAGAGGCUGGAAAAUUUGAUAACAAUUUACUAAAUUCAAUUCGACAAGCAAAGAACUUCCUAUUGGUUCUGACACCAAAUGCGCUGGAUAGGUGCAUUGGUGAUACAGAAUGCAAAGAUUGGGUUCACAGGGAAAUUGUGGCAGCUCUGCAGUCUGGAUGUAACAUUAUCCCUAUCAUUGAUAAUUUCCAAUGGCCUGAUCCUGAGGAACUACCAGAAGAUAUGCGAGCAGUUUGUUAUUUCAAUGGCGUAAGAUGGAUUCAUGAUUAUCAGGAUGCGUGUGUAGAUAAAAUGGAAAGGUUCAUGCGUGGAGAAUGUAAUGUUCGUGGGGAUGGCCCUCUUGGACGCUAUGUUAGCAGAAGCGUAGAAGGUGGCAUGGCUACCCCUGGUACACCUUCCACACUGCCUAGAGCACCACCACUGUAUCAGCGCACAACUAGUACCGAGAGUGGUAAAGGAUCAUCAUGUUCAGACAAGGACCCUAAAGACUGACGGGGCGACCCUGCAUUGGUUAAACAUAGAAGAUUAUUAGCCACAAGUAGCCCACGAUCUGCUUCACCUAUGAGGUGGGGUGGUAGAGCAGUCAGCCCAGUACCACGUCUCCCAGUGAGAGGUGCAGCUGGUCGGGGAUUUGGAGCAGUUUCACCUUUACUACCACGUCCACAUCGUCGCACGCUUCCUCCUUCACGCUCAUUAAGUCUUGAUACAGGUUUAGAUACUAAUAAUGCCACUGCAACUGAUCCUGAAACUGCCACUGAUGUGGUAUCCUCAUGUGAACAGUAUCUGCAGCAACAGCAUCAACAACAGUCUGGACAACAGUUGCAGGAGCAGGAGCAGCAGCAACAGCAAACUCAAGGUACUGAGCCUAGGCUUUCACGACGUAGAUUGAGUAGUAUACCUUGCGAGAGUAGUCCAAUUGCUGAAGAAUGUGGAACUGAGGAAGAACUGGGCCAACCAUCAUCCAACGAGGAUGUUAGAGGUAGUAGAGACUUAACACUUCCUUUAGAGUCCUCCCGGUCCUCCAUCACAUCUUCAAGACGUUCUUCUGUUACUUCUGCUGAUGAUAUCAGUCGAAAAUCCUCAUUCGUUAAUAAGUGUAUGACACGAGUUAGAGGCUUAAUCAAGAAAUGAAGUGUUCUUGGACAUUCUGAUUUCAGACUGUGGAUUGUGCCUGUGGUAAAAGCUCUGUGGUGCUUGUGGUAAAAGUGCUGUGAGGUCAAUGUCGACAUGCCUCACAUUGCGAGAGGACAUAGUAUAACCAGUGCAGGGAGUUGAGAUCCUCUGUGCCAGGUGUUGGGACCAUUAGGGCCUGAGAACUUUAAGGUCACCCACUUGGCUCAGGUUAUGUUCAGGUUAUUUACCAUUGUGAUCCCAACUACUAUAAUGCCAAACCCAUUAAACAUUAUGACAAUGAAAAUAUGGACAUAUUUGACAAAAGAAACAAAAAUACUAAUAGCUAAAUCCUGUGACUUGCAGUGUAGUUGCCUUCAAAAUUAAUCCUGCCAUAUUUGUUUUAAGUAGCAGCCAAUGAUCUACUCGGCAACAAAAUUGCAAUUUAUUAAAUACAAAUGUAAUGCAUUUACUCUUCCUAGUUUUCUCACGUUUUCACAUAAGUUUCAUGUCAAUUUAAGUAAUUAAUAUCUAUUAAAACUUCUAAAAUGUUAUAUUGUGUAGCAUUUAAUGGCAACUUUGGCAUUUUGUAAUAUGAACUCUUAAUGCCAUAAAGUAUUUGGUAUAAAGAAUUAUAUUGUCAAGGAUAAUUUUAAUAUAAAUUGUAUAUAUAUAUAAAUAUGAUAUUUAUUAAUAACAUUUUGAACAUUUUGAGGUUUUAAGAAUCUUUUUGUAUUAAAUUUGUAAAUUUUAGUGCAUUUUAAAUAUUGGUAGGUCACAGAAUCAACAUCCUUAAACAACUCAUUUUCUGAAAAUAUUAAGGAUUUUUAUGAUGUACAAUAUUGUAACAUAAUAUAGAUAUAUUGAACAUUUGUAACCAUACUAAUGUUCAGUUCUUUAGUCAUUUUGUCCAGUAGAUCUUGUAAAACUUUUAUAGUGAAAAAAUCAUAGAGAUUUUUAUUCCACAUUGAAGAGUUCCAAAGAAUAACCUCUUCAUUUACAGAAACAAAUUAUUGUUUAUCCACUGUAAAUGUCUUAGUCAUGGUGUUAUUUUUAGGUUUUAUCGGUGUUAGGAUUUCAUUUACAGUGAAUCCUUUUACUUGUAUUUCCGAGCCGGUGAUCAUUUGUCAUUGUAAAUAGAAAGUUGGCAACUAACGUGUAAGUUUGAGAUUUAUUAUUUUUACACGCAGUACCCUGGAGCUUAAAUAAAUACUAUUUAAGUAAUGUA